Paramecium octaurelia is the source of this 1047-nucleotide messenger RNA. The record is from the annotation of a GenBank genome assembly. NCBI's taxonomy places the organism in Eukaryota, Ciliophora, Oligohymenophorea, Peniculida, Parameciidae.
AUGAAACAAGCAGAAGAGCAAUAUCAGAUUCUCUAUAAACUAUAACCAGAACCAGUAACUACUCCUGAAAUAAAAGGAUAUGAUUUUAAUCAAGGAGUUGAUUUUGAUGCUCUCUUGAAUUCUUAUGCCAACUUCGGAUUAUAAGCGACUCAAUUAAAUAAAGCAAUCGAAAUAAUCAACAAAAUGAUUCAUUGGAGAUUGGGUCCAAACGAAGAGAAUGAAGAUCCCAAUACUAGAUGUACAAUAUUUUUAGGUUACACUAGUAAUAUGGUAUCUUCAGGCAAUAGAGAAAUAAUCAGGUAUUUGGCUUAGCAUAAAAUGAUUGAUGCCAUAGUCACUACAGCUGGAGCAAUAGAAGAGGAUCUCAUGAAAUGCAUAUCUACUUUUCACAAAGGUGAUUGGUAAGCUAAUGAUAAAGAAAUAAGAUUAAAAGCUAUUUGUCGGAUUGGUAAUAUAUAUGUUCCUGCAGCCAACUAUGGAAAACUAGAAGAUUGGUUGCUCCCUGUAUUUUAAGAAAUGUACAUAGAAUAAAAAGAGAAAAAGUUUAUUUGGUCACCAUCCUCAAUGAUCAAAAGGUUUGGGGAGAGAAUCAAUGAUGAGAGAUCAAUCUAUUAUUGGUGUGCUAAAAAUGAUAUUCCAGUGUAUUGUCCUGCUUUAACAGACGGAGCAAUAGGAGACAUGAUGUUCCACUUCAAUUAUAAGCAAGAUGGCUUGAUUUGUGAUAUUCUAAGAGAUGUGGUUGCGUUAGACAAGAAAGCCAUGUAUUCAAAGAAAUCAGGAUUGGUAAUAUUGGGAGGAGGAGUGGUUAAACACCAUAUAAUGAAUGCUAAUAUCUGGAGAAAUGGUGCAGAUUUGGCAGUAUUCAUUAAUACUGGUAUCGAAUAUGAUGGAAGUGAUGCUGGUGCCAAGCCAUCAGAAGGAAUCACUUGGGGUAAAUUAAGAGUGGAUGCUGAGUAUGUAAAAGUAUUCUCCGAGGCUACUCUAGUGUUUCCUUUGGUUGUCGCUUAGACCUUUGCCAAACACUUUCAAGAAGCUAAAAGGGUUUGA